Eublepharis macularius is the source of this 5512-nucleotide messenger RNA. It is a transcript of the gene AXIN2, whose product is annotated as axin 2. The coding region runs from base 437 to 2965 and encodes 842 amino acids. Gene Ontology annotation, biological process: negative regulation of canonical Wnt signaling pathway. The record is from RefSeq and is a predicted model, not a curated record. NCBI's taxonomy places the organism in Eukaryota, Metazoa, Chordata, Lepidosauria, Squamata, Eublepharidae. The transcript has 11 exons.
CGGUUCAAGAAGAAGGGGGCAGCGAAGGCAGGAGCGGAUCGCGCUGAACUCUCUCCGCUGAUACGUUUCGGCUCUUCGCGGAUACAUCGCGUCCUAGCCCCCCCCCUUAAAAAAAAAACUCUCACGGAUGCUAUUGCGAAGCAUGAGUUGGAAGAUGAACAUUUAACGGGAGGGGGGGGUCGGUGCAACGCUGAGGAUUACUUUUCUCCUUUUCGGCAGGACCGGAUUGGGGGGGCUGUUUUAAGGAAGGGCCGCGCGCCCCUCUUGCGGAGGGGGGCCGGGGGGAGAAAAGGAAAAAAGCCCCCCCCCCGAAGUCCUGGAUCGAUGAGAGAAGACUCAGAGGAUCCCCUGCUGACUUGAGAAAGAAAAGCGAGAGGCACGCAGAUUGCGGAGGAACUUGAAAAGAAAAGCCAGAGCAGAAGGAACUCCAGGAACCAUGAGCAGCGCUGCCUUGCUGACUCACCUUCCAGACCCCAGCGGCAGCUUCAGGGAGGAUGCCCCCCGCCCCCCUGUGCCAGGGGAAGAGGGUGAGGCACCAUGCCACCUGCCUGCCAGCUUGUUUGUCGUGAAAAACCAAAGCUUCAAGGCCAUGUCAGUUUCUUCCACCCCAAGGAGGAACGAGGACGGCCUAGGGGAACCCGAAGGCAGCGCCUCUCCAGACUCCCCUCUCACCCGAUGGACCAAAUCCUUGCAUUCCUUACUGGGAGAUCAAGAUGGUGCCUAUCUCUUUCGGACCUUCCUGGAAAGGGAAAAAUGUGUGGAUACUUUAGACUUCUGGUUUGCUUGCAACGGCUUCAGGCAGAUGGACCUUAAGGAUACCAAAACUGUAAGAGUCGCCAAAGCUAUAUACAAAAGGUACAUUGAGAACAACAGCAUUGUCUCCAAACAGCUCAAGCCUGCCACGAAGACCUACAUAAGGGAUACUCUCAAGAAGCAGCAGAUAGAUUCUAUAAUGUUUGAUCAGGCGCAGACGGAGAUUCAGACUGUGAUGAAGGAAAACGCAUACCAGAUGUUCUUAACUUCUGAUGUAUACCUUGAAUAUGUAAGGAGUGGGGGGGAAAAUCCUGCGUAUAUUAACAGCAAUGGACUGGGGAGCUUGAAAGUGGACUGUGGCUAUCUCCCUACGUUGAAUGAAGAAGAGGAAUGGAGCUGUGCAGAUUUUAAACACAAACUUCUGCCCUCUGUACUUGGAUUGUCCAGUAAGACGUUGAGGGCUACAGCAAGCGUCCGAGCAACGGAGACUGUGGAGAAUGGGUUCAGGUCUUUCAAGAGGAACGAUCCUGUUAACCCUUACCAUGUGAACUCUGGUUAUGUCUUUGCUCCAACCACUAGUGCAAAUGACAGUGAAAUAUCUAGCGAUGCUUUGACGGAUGACUCCAUGUCAAUGACAGACAGCAGUGUUGAUGGGAUUCCUCCUUAUAGACUUGGGAGCAAGAAACAGCUCCAGAGGGAAAUGCAUCGCAGCGUCAAGGCCAAUGGUCAAGUUUCUCUACCUCACUUUCCAAGAACCCACCGUCUUCCUAAAGAAAUGACCCCUGUGGAACCGGCUACCUUUGCGGCUGAACUCAUCUCUCGGUUGGAAAAGCUCAAGCAAGAACAAGAGACCAUGGAUUGCCUGGAAGAGCGGCUGCAGCAAAUCACAGAGGAUGAAGAGAAGGAAUGCUCUGAGAUACCCGGCAGCACGCAGACGAAUCGGGAGGCUGUUGUUGCUCCCCACCAGCAACACCCGCUCAGUCUCUUACCAUCGGGCAGCUAUGAGGACGAUCCACAGGCCAUCCUGGAUGACCACCUCUCUCGAGUGCUGAAGACGCCGGGGUGCCAGUCUCCUGGCGUGGGGCGGCACAGCCCUCGCAGUCGCUCUCCAGACCGCCUCCCAGGGAACAAGCUGCUGCUGGCCCCGGGCACUGCCUCCAUACCGACAAGCUGUGCCCUCAUCAGCAAAGGAUUUAUUACCAAGCAGACCACCAAACAUGUCCACCACCACUACAUCCACCACCACACCGUCCCCAAGACGAAAGAGCAGAUAGAAGCAGAGGCAGCCCAGCGGGUCCAGGGCUUGGGUGCGGGGGGCAGCGACUACUACUGCUACUCCAAGUGCAAGGGGCACGCGAAAGGGACAGACCUCCCUGCGGCUCAGCUGGAGCCAUUUGGCCUCAGCAGAACUGGGACGUUGCCGAAGAGGACCUGUAAACUAUCAGAUGGCGUCAUCCUGCCCGGUGGAGAAGGAGGAGGCUUGUCUGUCGUUCCAGGGACCCAACUACCUGCCGGGGAGGCAGACCGCGCACAGAAUGUCUGGCAGUGGAUGCUGGAGAGUGAAAGACAAUCUAAGCACAAGCCCCAUAGCACGCAAAGCACAAAGAAGGCCCACAAUUCUGAGUCCACCAGAGGCGUGCCUGGUGAGCGUCCAGCCAGGCACCACCUGUGGGGCAACGGCAGCCACCCACGUGGGGCACAGCCCGCCCACCCUUUUAUCCAGGAUCCUGCCAUGCCCCCGCUGACGCCACCCAACACUUUGGCCCAGCUGGAGGAGGCUUGCCGCAGGCUAACAGAAGUAUCCAAGCCUCAGAAACAACGAUGUUCGGCCUCAAAUCAACCAAGAGAUCGCAACCACUUGACUUUGGUACCUGGAGGAAAUGGCCCUUUUUGCAAUGCAAGCAUAGCAACAGAAGAUCACAAAGAACCAAAGAAACUUCCCGUUGUCCACUCCUCCCAACCCACUGAGUUGGUUGUCACUUAUUUUUUCUGCGGAGAAGAAAUUCCCUAUAGGAGGAUGUUGAAGGCCCAGAGCCUCACACUUGGGCACUUUAAAGAGCAGCUGAGCAAAAAGGGAAAUUAUAGGUAUUACUUCAAAAAGGCAAGCGAUGAGUUUGACUGUGGUGCUGUUUUUGAAGAAAUCUGGGAUGACGAUGCCAUUCUGCCCAUGUACGAAGGAAGGAUCCUUGGGAAAGUGGAACGGAUUGACUGACGGGCUGUCGUUAUCUGUGUAUGUGUGUUUAAAGAACCAUAAGCUAAAGAUGCCAGCCAUUGGACGCAACCAUUAAACAAAGCUUUUGAAGGAAGGGUUUGAACCAAUGAAGAAAAAAGCAACAAAAAUAAAUGGAGGUCUAUGAAGACUUUGCCAAAUCAGCCUUAGCUUUUUUUAAAAAAAUGAUAUUCGAGCUGGGUACUGAGACAUUAAGAACCCUGAACUAUUUAUUAAAAACGUGACCACUUCUUGGCGAUUGAAGAGACUUGUUGAGAGAUGUUGAGAGACUUCCAUACAUAAUAUAUGGUUUCUAGGGAAUCCCCAAUCCUAUGGACUCAGAGAACUGUGUAUAGCUUACCUUACAGUAAUCCUUAUUGAUAUUUAUUGAACAGUCGUUUUUUUUCCCUUAAGUCCAGUUUAUGGACAUGCUGCUUUAAACAACGGAGGAAAGAGGGGAUGUGAUGUAGAGAAAAGGGGUGGUUUUGUAUUUUAUUUUUACAUUUGUUCCCACUGUCUAAAUAAUUAGAAUUUUGUCUUUUUUAAAAAUACAUUCAUUUCUGCCUCCUUAGAAAACGAACUGGAAUUAUGAGGUGCCCGACAUUUCCUCACAUUUUUAUUUCUGAAGAGUCUGUAUGUGUGCGUGCGCGAGCGUGUGUGAGUGUGUUAGAGAGAAUGAAUACUGUCCUGUACAUUCACUCUUCUAGAGAGUGCUUCAUUUUAAUCGAUGCUGCUCUGAUUUUUAGGCCUAAGGCAAACACAUAAGUGUUCCCAUUCUCCUCUAACGAUGGCUAAGAGAGGAGGGAACAUCCCGCGUUCUUGAGUGCAUCUCCUCAUCUCCCUCCUCUGUUCUGUUUUUGAACUUCACGGUAGUGCAAUGUGAUGUCUGUAAAGGCUGGAUACACCAACCUUGGUUAGCAGUAACAGUUUGCCAGCCUGCUUCUUACUACGGUUACAAAUUGUGGUUUGAAGCUUACAGUAGAGCUAAUAUCAAUACCAGUUCAGGCAUAAGGUGCAGACAGAGGAGGGGGAAAUUAUAUUCAGUAGGAAGGGGUAGCAAAACAGUCCAUAAACAUUUGUGAUUUUCUAACCAUGGUUAAGAGAGUAGGGAUAUUAUGACUGCAUUGGCCCUAGCCAUGGAUUCAUGGGUGGUGGUUGUCAGUUUUUGUGGUAAGAAUGUAUUUCUGCCUUUUUGUUCCAUACCAGUCAUAGACUUUAUGUCCAGUGCCUGCCUUUAGCAAGGCAAGCAUACAGUUAUAAAGUAUAUAGGAACCUACUGGAUCAUCCAGUCCAGCUUCCGGCGACAGACCAGCCUGUCCCAGGAAAAGCAGUACUUGAAGCCAGUCCUAUUUACGUUGACACAAACUUAGCCAGAUUUUUAAAAAAUGGGUGUUUAUCACUCAAAUCACCCAUAGCUUUUUAAAAAAAAUGUAGGGCCAAACUACAAGUGACAAAUGACACUAGAACGGCAAGUGUAUUCCUCCCUGUUCACUUGCCCUCCACUUGCUCUCCACUCGAUCCACUUGCCGUUCAAGUGUCAUUUGUCACUUGUAGCUUGGCCCGUAGUCACUCUUUGAGUAGUGGCCAAUUAAUUAUAUCUCAACUAUAAUGUAUAGGCCGAAUUUUAAAAUAUCUUGUGCCCCACCCCCAUCUCAGCUGCAGAGUGAAGGGUAGUUAUGGGUUGAUGUAUUCUACAGCCUGGAAUAGUGCCAUCCAGUUUUCUAAUAUCAAAUUCUGGAGCUAAAUUCUGGUUCGGUUACACUUUGGCUUUUAUAGACCUCAGUUGAAGCUUAGCAGAGUAUAAUUCCGGAUGCAUUUCACUAGGGCUGUUGUUAUUCCGAACAACGAAAAGUAUUUAUACUACCUGACAAAUUGGGGUGUGAUCAUAAAACAACAGGCCCCCUAGACAGAAAUCAUAACUUCCGAUUGUGCCCUGAGCAAGGGAGAUGUUUUAGCCUUUUGUUUCUCGGACUGCUGCUGGACAGCUUUCUCCUCUGAUCAUAAGCUGCCAGUAGUAUCCACAUACUGGAUUGUGGUUGCAAUGUAUCGUGCUAUAAAAUACCGGAAAAGUUCCCUACUUUAAUUGCACCCUUUGCAUGUAUUGGGCUAAUGCAACACACAACACUUGCCCCCCGCAAAAGACGUUUUAUUUCUACAUUUUGUAUUUGUUGAUGCUUUCUAUUUGCCAAUGUUACAUUUCUUUUGUAUAUUAUGUCUGUAUAUAGUGUAGAAAAUACGUGGUGAGAAAGAAAAAGACUAUUAAUACACUAUCUCUAGUGUGUGUUUUUAAAAAAAACACUUCAAUCAGUACAGUACCUGUGCCUGCAUGGUGUUACUAUGCCAUGUUUCGCCCUAUGUUCAGGGUCCAAGCUCUCCCUUGUUUGUUUAAGGGGUUUAUGUAUAAAUAUAUUUUAUGCUUUUUUUACUACAAGUCUUGUACUUAUGACCUUUGCCAUGACAUUUGUUCUACUUAUACUGUAAAUUAUGCAUUAUUAAGAGUUUCAUUUAAAGAAAAAAAUACUUGGUACAAUAAUUAUUGUAAUUAAGAGA